UAUAUUAAUAUUUUCAAUCCAAACACAGCUUUAGCCUUUACUUUCGCUUAAUUCGCUUGCUCUCUCUCUCUCUCUCUCUCUCUCACUUCGCCUUUGACCCAUCGAAACUUGCCGGCAGGUAGCCGUCUUCCAAUUAAAUACUCUACCUUCAAAUUUCAAUCCCUUCCCCAUUUAACAUUCCUCAUCUUCUCUCAUCUGUAUAUAAAUUUCCCUUUUUUUUCCUCCAUAUUUCCAUUUACUCAUCUUCUUCUUCCGAACCCAAGUGUAUUCGUAACUCUCUCUGUACCCACCAUGAUUUUCCCUUCAAAAAGAAGGAAAAGACUUAUGAAAAUUCCCUUUUCACCACAAAAAGCUCUGCUAUAGAUCACCAAAUUUCCCAACUUUUUGGUUUUGGGAAGUGGGUUUUUGCCCCAAAAUUUCAAAAGAAGAAAAAGAAUGAUUCUUUCCAACCCAUUCUUUCUUGUACUUGUAACCGUCUGUAUAUUUGUAGCAAUCCGUGUGGCUCUGUACAAAACUGGGUUGGUUUUUCUUGUGAAGAAAUGGUGGAGGCGAUUCGAAGACUGCUUCCAUGUCUACCAAUCUUUCAAAGUCCCAGAAUUGAACGAAAGCAUGCAGGAAAAUCACCUCUAUGGCAAAGUCACCGACUAUCUCAACUCUCUCACCUCCAUUGAAGAAUCGGAUUUCACCAAUCUCGUCACGGGCAAAAAACCCAAUGAAAUUGUACUCAAGCUCGACCGAAACCAGACCAUCGAAGACGACUUCCUCGGCGCCAAGGUGCUAUGGGAAACAGGGGCCAGUACAGACAGUACGAGCAGAAGCUUAGUGUUGAAGAUUCGAAAAGCCGAUAAGCGUCGGAUUCUCAGGCCUUAUUUGCAGCACAUCCAUGUCGUCGCUGAUGAGCUGGAGCAGAAAAAACGGGACUUGAGGCUUUUCAUGAACGUUGAAGCACCCAAUCGAGCAUGGAGAGCCGUCCCGUUCACGCACCCAUCGACCUUGGAGACCAUAACCAUGGAAGCCGAUCUCAAAUCCAAGGUAAAAUCCGAUUUGGAGUCGUUUCUCAAGGCCAGGCAGUAUUACCACAGACUGGGUCGGGUUUGGAAACGGAGCUUUUUGCUAUACGGGCCAUCAGGCACUGGAAAAUCAAGCUUUGUGGCCGCCAUGGCCAAUUUCCUCAACUACGAUGUGUACGAUCUCGAUCUAUCGAGAGUCAAAGACGAUUCACAGCUGAAGACGCUACUGUUGCAGACGACGACCAAGUCGGUAAUUGUGAUAGAGGAUUUGGACCGAUAUCUCGCCGAGAAAUCGACGGGUUUGAGCUUUUCGGGGAUAUCGAAUUUCAUGGACGGGUUGUUGAACUCGUGCUGCGCGGAGGAGCGGGUCAUGGUGUUCACGAUGAACUCGAAGGACCACGUUGACCCGGCCUUUCUGCGGCCGGGUCGGAUCGACGUCCAUAUCCAUUUUCCGCUCUGCGAUUUCGGAGCCUUCAAAAAUCUAGCGACGAGUUAUUUGGGGGUGAAAGAGCACAAGCUUUUUUCUCAGGUGGAGGAGAUUUUUCUGAAUGGGUCAAGUUUGAGCCCGGCCGAGAUCGGCGAGUUAAUGAUCGCGAACCGGAACUCGCCGAGUCGGGCCAUUAAAUCGGUCAUCACGGCUCUGCAAACGGACGGCGAUGGGAGGGGGAUCGGCAUGUUCGGGCGGCGGGUGGGGUUUGAUGUCGGGUCGAGAAAGUCCGGGGACGAAAUGGUUGAACCCGGCGGGGUGUUUUGCGGGGAAGGCGCUCAUACCGUUAGGGACUUUAGGAAGUUGUAUGGGUUCUUGAGGAUGAAGAGCAACAGGAGCUCUCAUUCUCAGUCGUUCGAUGCUGGCUCGGCGAACAGGGAUGGCUGAUCGGACGGCUUGGAAAUGGCGAUGGUUUGAAGGGGCAUGUUCGAUGCAACGUGUCGAGUUGUAAUUGGGGGGACAUUGCUCUUGGGUCUCUGGAAGAACAGAGAAUCAAUAUAGAGGGAAAUGCAGCAGAAUACAGCUUAAUUUAAUUAGAACCAAAAACCAACAAUUUGUUUUGAUAUUUGUUUGAUAUUUGGAUAUUUGGUAGUUGGGAUUGGAUGCUUUGUGGAAAGAUUAAUUGACACAAUUGGGAAUGUGAUUCUGUCUUUCUCC
Molecule: messenger RNA, 2154 nt
Organism: Prunus mume (Japanese apricot)
Lineage: Eukaryota; Viridiplantae; Streptophyta; Magnoliopsida; Rosales; Rosaceae
Product: P-loop containing nucleoside triphosphate hydrolases superfamily protein
Molecular function (GO): ATP binding; ATP hydrolysis activity
Source: RefSeq, a predicted model, not a curated record